Molecule: messenger RNA, 1119 nt
Organism: Microsporum canis CBS 113480
Lineage: Eukaryota; Fungi; Ascomycota; Eurotiomycetes; Onygenales; Arthrodermataceae
Exons: 3
Coding region: 1-1119 (372 amino acids)
Source: RefSeq, a predicted model, not a curated record
AUGAGUUUACUCACAUUGCGCCCUUUGUUGUCUAUCCUCUUCUUCAUCUUUAUCAUUGCCGCAGACCCAACACUUCACCGCAUAGAUAGACGCGGAUCAAUCAGUGUGCUGAAUUCCACUUCCUUUUCUUCCCCUAGCAAAGCUCAGUUCAUAUCAGGAGACAUAGACUUUGAUGCUCCAAAGCUCGAUUUGGUCAACCAAACUGUCUAUGACUGGUGGUAUUUUGAUGCUGUGUCAGACGAUAGAAACACAUCCCUUACCGUCUGCUUUUUCACCAGCUCUUCUGUGGCGUUUCCAUUCCUGGUGCCUAAUAAAGGAAUUCUACCAAUAUAUAUAUGGGCUUCCUUUCCCAAUGGAACUGUGUCAACGCGUAUCGUACAUGCCCGGGGAGCGGUUAUUGAAACCUCUCGAGAUGGAUACGCUGGUAUCUACCAUCCCAUACAGAUGGGAUGGCAGGGCUCUGCUGACCUUGCACGGUACCACAUAUCUUUCAAUGAUACGACUCAUGGAAUUAGAGGCAAAUUUGACAUCAGAUCUGUAGCGCCACCACAUUAUCCAUGCGGCCGUGCAGCUCGGAAGGUGGGUAUGCAAAUUUGUCCACAUGUCGGGUGGGCCAACGCUGUGCCCGAUGGCAAUGCAUCGGUUGAUAUGGAAAUUGCGGGAUCGAGGCUCCAGUUUCAUGGUUCUGCAUAUCAUGAUAAGAACUGGGGUGACGCGCCGUUUGCAACAACAGCAAAGACAUGGUACUGGGGGCGGACUCGCAUCGGGUCAUACUCGGUUGUCUGGUUCUACGUGCUUACUCCUCAACAAACGGAACAUGUUAGUGCUUACAUUGCUAAGGAUGGGAAAAUUAGGCAUACUGCAUGCGCCGGAGCAUCCAUCAUACCCAUGCGAAGCACAAUUCCCCGUUCCACAACGGAUACCUUGCCGAUUGGAUUCCGUAUCGAAUUCUACGCCACUGGCGGAAAAGUUUCAUUAGUUAAUAUAACCGUUCAUAACGGCCUGGUAAUCGCUUCGGCUGGGCCAUCGUAUACACGGUGGAUUGGAAAUUCGACUGGAUGUGUGAUGGGAGACUGCGGGCUACACGGGCUUGGGACGCUUGAACAGUUCCAGCUGUGA